AUGGCCGUUUUUGCACCGAGUGUGAUACUUCAGCAGCCUCAAUCCACACCACUUCUUCCUCUUAACUCCAACCAGUGGAGCACAGGCAUCUGUGACUGCUUUGAUGAGUGCAAUGUCUGCUGCUUUGCAACAUGGUGUUUCCCUGUGUUUGCCUGCAGCACAGCAUAUGACUUUGGCGAAUGCUUUUGUCUGCCCAUGUUGGACUAUCUUAGUUGCAGCUUGCACGUUCCUCUAAUAUCUCUGGCUUUGAGAGCCGCAGUGCGCAACCGAUAUGGCAUACAGGGUGAUCUGGCCACUGAUUGCCUAUACUCCACCUUCUGCAAUGUGUGCUCUUGGUGCCAGAUAGCCCGAGAGAUAAAGAGGCGCCGUGCUCCCUGCACUAUCGUCAAUGCCCAGACAGCGCUCAUUACAGCUCCUCCUGUGGCCACGGCCACUUGCAUGGCUGUUUUGCCAUCCCAGGCUACCAUGAUCACCCACUCUGUCACCACCAACCGUAUGGGGUGAAGUGUGGGGUGAAGCCUGGGCAUUAAAUGUUAAAACUAACUGCACAAUUUUUGGUUUUGUUUUUUUUGUUUGGUUUUUUUUUUUAUUGCAUGAACAGCAGAAUUUAUCAUAGCUUUCCAUAAGGAGGUGGGAUUGGUUGGGGGAAAGGGGGAAAAAGGUGAGUGAGAGGCUAUAUUCAUUGCAAUUUCAGUUUGCAGUUACUGUUUUUGGUGAAUUUUCCUCUGGGAUGAAUGAAGUGAUCUAUCUUUCUAUCUAUCUAUGUAUCUAUCUAACAAUUAAAAACUGCUCAUUUAAAUUUAGAGCAUUUGGAUAUUUUAUUUUAAGUGAACCAUAAAUGAAUAGAAAAAUCAAGUUCUCUGUCCCCAUAAGUUAUAGGCAAUGUACAAUACAUACAUUAGGGAGAGGUUGUUAAGUAAACAUCAAAUAUCCAUUUUCAGAUAUCCAGAUCCAUAUCCCCAAAGCUGUGAGUCAGAUUAAUUUAUCAUUAAGUUACCUGCAGAGGAAAAAACUGAGGGGUGUGUGUGUGUGUGUGUGUGUGUGUGUGUUCAUUUAGAAAAUAGCUUGGAGCAAGUGAUGGUGGUUUCCGUGUGUUAGCCCAUGCUUUGAAUUUUUUCAUCAAUCUCAUUUGGGUAUCAGCUUAUAAAGAUUUUUUUUCUUGUCAGUGAAAUAGGGUAAUAAUUAUACAGAUAGCAAAGUUAUAACCUGUGCUUAAAAUAAAAUCUAACUUAAUUAAAA
Messenger RNA from Pangasianodon hypophthalmus (striped catfish), 1239 nucleotides. RefSeq names its product placenta-specific gene 8 protein-like. Bases 1 to 504 code for a protein of 167 amino acids. Lineage: Eukaryota; Metazoa; Chordata; Actinopteri; Siluriformes; Pangasiidae. The transcript has 3 exons. The record is from RefSeq and is a predicted model, not a curated record.